AUGGGGGACUUUAUAGGCGCCUUUCCCUCCUCCUCAUACAAACCCCCACCAAAAGAGACGCCUAGGACAAGAUACAUCCGCGCACACAACCUCCUCAAACCCGUCCUCCAAAUCCUCUCCUCAUCCCCGCCCCACCUCCUCCUCUCCUCCCUAACAUCCCUCCUCAUCCCCUCACCCCCUCUUUCGCUCCAAGCGAAACUCCUUCGCCUCCUCUCCUCCUUCCUCUCUCCCACAAUCCAACCCGUCCGCUCCUCCGCCCUCUUACAAGUCCCACUAAGAAACGCCAUCGACCGAUUCGACGCGUCCCUCCUAACAGCCUUUGACAGCGCCGACUCUUCCAACGACGAAAAGUCAAUGAAAGAAGCAGCCUACGCAUCCUGGUCCCUCUCCUCCUCCUCCUCCAACUGGGAAAUGGGUAAAAUGUGGGCCGAAAAGCGAGAAAUAUUCUACGCCCACUCACUCCCCUCCUCAUCCUCUCAAAACUUCCUCCCCGACAACACACUAGAUUUCGAAGCAAUGGACGAAUUCAUGUCACUCAUCUUAGAUUCUAUCGCCGAACAUGGUUCUCGCGCUGUUAGAGUGUUUCCACCCUCUUCAGGUGUCCUCAUCGCGUUCGCGGAAAAGUUAGCGGGGGAGGUGGUCAGUGAAUACGUCACUUCCCUCCUUACACGCGCACGGAACCUCGGGACGGGGGUGUAUCUUAGGUGUGUGGCUGCUGCGUUUAAAGAGUCGUGGAAGAUGGUCGACGCUAUUAUGCUUGCCGCCGAGGAAAACAAGCCAGAUUCGGAAGUGGUUGUGGUGACGAGGACUAGAGCGGAGGAUGUGGUGUAUCAGAUGUUUGAAGAGAAUAUGGACGAGUAUUUGGAUGAGGAGGUUGAGGCGCUCAAGAGUGCUUUCGACGGGGCUUGUAAAGAGUGGAAUCGAGGUAUAUCAUCACCCACACCCACACCUACCACCCCCUCAUCCACGCCAUUCACAUCCUCACAAAAUCCAGCCCUAAUAAAACGCAACGUCCUUGCAUCAUUCACCAACCUCCUCCUCCUACCCGUAACUAUCGUGCCGCGCGCCGUAGGCGGCGUGGGUCAGGGCAUCGCGAUGUUGAAUCCUCAGCGGUGGGGAUCAGGCGGCGCCGCACCGGCUGGAAACGUCACGAAUGGAGGUGGAGGGGGGUACAGUAAAACAUUGUUCAACGUCGACGAGGCUGAGGAAGAAGAAGAAGAACACGUGCAUGAUGCUCCCAACCCCUUAUCCCCCUCAAUAACAUCACCCACGCCCCUCGUCUCCGCCUCGCAGCCCAGCCCAACACUAACAAGCACAGCGAACCUAGACCUCCUCCUCUCCCUCGACCUAGCCCUAAACCUCAUCCACCUAUCCCGCUCCUCCCUCAAACGCGUCGAGUCUUUUUCGGGGUAUCCAGGGCAUUACGGGGGGCGUGUGAGGGAUACGAUCGAGGAGGUUUUCAUUGCGCUUUUGGGGGUGUUGGGGGAGGGUCAUGUUGUUAGGGGGUUUGAUGACGCGACGCAACGCAUGAAAUCGUACAAACCAUCUGAACACUCUGAAACGGCAAACGUAGCGCCACUCGUGCAGUUUUUUGAGCUUGUGCAUAUUGGGGAUACGAUUCAGUCGAUGGUGCAGGUUUAUUUUGAGAAGGAGUUGGCACCCCACAUCGACAAAACGGACUUCCUGAACGCCGUCGUACGCGAAAAGAAGCGCUUCGAGAAUUCUUUGGACGAUUCGGUGGCGGCUGGGUUGAAUGCUGGUACGGAGGUGUUGAUGAAUCAGGUCGACCACGUUAUAGUCACACUAACUAAACCACGGGAAUACUACCCCCCUGAAGAUGGGAUGCUGGAGCUCGGUCCCACUCGCGGGUGUCAAGAAGCCAUAAAGUGUCUCGAAACGCACUGUAAGCUGCUCAAAGGGAGCACAAGUAAAGAGGUCUUGGAGGUUUUCUACCAGGAAGUUGGAAUACGGCUUAUCGCGAUCUUGCAAAAGCACAUCAAGAGACAAAUUAUAUCCCUCAACGGGGGAUUCCAAGUCAUAGCCGACCUGAACGCCUACAACGCCUUUAUCUCUUCGCUCAAGGUCCCAGCAAUCACAGCCGACUUCUCGCACCUCAAAAUGCUAGGCCACGUCUUCGUAGUAGAAGACGCCAAAGACCUAGCCCAGAUCGUGAGGGACGUUACUCGAUACGGAGGGGCAUAUCGCCCAGAGGACGUGUACGAAUUCAUUCAGAGACGCUCGGAUUGGAAGAAGAUUGAAAAAAUCGUAGACAAGACGAUGUACAAUCUUAGUUUCAAAGAGGACUGCAUUAUUGCGUGA
Molecule: messenger RNA, 2319 nt
Organism: Laccaria bicolor S238N-H82
Lineage: Eukaryota; Fungi; Basidiomycota; Agaricomycetes; Agaricales; Hydnangiaceae
Exons: 8
Coding region: 1-2319 (772 amino acids)
Biological process (GO): exocytosis; Golgi to plasma membrane transport
Cellular component (GO): exocyst; cytoplasm
Source: RefSeq, a predicted model, not a curated record